Messenger RNA from Ficedula albicollis (Collared flycatcher), 675 nucleotides. Its product is annotated as pseudouridylate synthase 7 homolog-like protein. The transcript has a single exon. The annotation marks the transcript as partial. Lineage: Eukaryota; Metazoa; Chordata; Aves; Passeriformes; Muscicapidae. The record is from RefSeq and is a predicted model, not a curated record.
GGGCGCGGCCCCAGCCGGGCGGGCGGCGCCUGUGCUGCAUCCCCCGGCACAAGUGAGCGUGAGGGAGAUGCCGAGCUGCGGUCCGGCCUCGGGGGAGCCCCUGUCUUGGAGUCCUUACUCGGCCAGCCCGUGAGCCAGCUGCUCCACAAAUUUGCCUGUGAUCUGAAGGAUGCGUGGGGCUUGGAGAACAGCGCUGAUGCUGGCGCUUGGGAGUUCUCGCUGGGACCUAGGCUGGACAAGAAAAUUCGAGCUGAUUUGCACAGUGCUGUUAGGCAGAAAUUCCCCUUUCUAGUCACUGUUACAAAAGGCAAUGAAAUGAUUGUAAAAGGAAAUCCUGAUUACAGAGAACUUUGUCAAUUAGUGACUGAAAAGGAAACAAGUGAUUUCUUUAAAUUUUUAGAUGCAAAGCUAGAAAAUUCUACGUUUUCCUUUGAGCCUGAUGGAAACAAAGAGCACAGAAAAAUAGUUCAUCACUUCAUCAAUAGAAAGUUUGGAAAGCUUUUAGAAACAAAAUCCUUUACUGUGACAGAUCUCAAUGAUCAGCCAAAUAUGUCAAUAAUGGUACGGUUUCGAGAAAAAUGUUGGUCCAGAAAACGGUAUGCUGGUGGUUUGCAAGAGAAGCAAGAUGUUUAUACAGGUAAAUACUGCAUUUUUAGUGAAAGUGGCAGGUAUAAG